Euleptes europaea (tarantolino) is the source of this 2944-nucleotide messenger RNA. RefSeq names its product bromodomain containing 8 (gene BRD8). The coding region runs from base 23 to 2896 and encodes 957 amino acids. The record is from RefSeq and is a predicted model, not a curated record. The transcript has 22 exons. Lineage: Eukaryota; Metazoa; Chordata; Lepidosauria; Squamata; Sphaerodactylidae. Gene Ontology annotation, cellular component: NuA4 histone acetyltransferase complex. Gene Ontology annotation, molecular function: protein binding.
GCCUGGUUGCGCCUUCAGGAAAAUGGCUGCUGGGACGGGUAAGCACAAGCUGCUGAGUGCUGGACCUACGGAGCCAUGGUCUAUCCGGGAGAAGUUAUGCUUGGCUUCUUCUGUCAUGCGGAGUGGCGACCAGAACUGGGUGUCUGUCAGCAGAGCUAUCAAACCCUUUGCAGAGCCAGGCCGCCCACCUGAUUGGUUUUCUCAAAAGCACUGCGCAUCCCAGUAUUCUGAGCUCCUGGAGACAACAGAGACACCUAAAAGAAAGCGUGGUGAGAAAGGAGAAGUGGUAGAAACUGUGGAAGAUGUUAUUGUGAGAAAACUGACAGCAGAGCGGGUUGAGGAGCUGAAGAAGAUGAUUAAGGAGACACAAGAGAAGUACAGGCAGCUGAAGAGGGAUGCAGAACUGAUACAGGCGGGGCACAUGGACCACCGGCUGGAGGAACUGUACAAUGACAUUGUGGUGAAAAAAAGAAUGGAAGAAGAGGAGGCAGAGGUGAAGAGGAAAGCUACCGAUGCUGCUUAUCAAGCUCGUCAGGCAGUUAAGAAUCCAUCACGAAGAGUUCCAGGAAUGAUGGUCCGCUCUCCAGCAGGCUCAACCUCGCCAGGAGGAGACUACACUCUAGGGGAUUUGUCUCAGCCCACGGUGGAAGAGACUAGUCCAGGGGUAACUCCAGGGACAUUGCCCAACACCCCAGUUGCCUCCUUCAUUGGGAUCCCUGACACCCCUAUGGGCUCCACCUCACUGGAUGCCCCCAUGACCCCAGUCACAGAUGAUUCAGCCCAGAAAAAGAUGCUAGGACAGAAAGCAACUCCGCCUCCUUCUCCUCUGCUUUCAGAGCUGCUGAAGAAAGGCAGCCUCCUUCCCACAAGCCCCAGGCUGGUUGGCGAAAGCGAGAUGACAGUGGUUUCUGGUCAUGCAAGCAGCUCUGGUAUCCUCCUGGAUGUGGGAGGGGUCCUUCCAGUGCUGCAUGGUGGUGAAAUGCAGUUAGCUUCCACUACCGUUCCUGCAUCUCCUGCUGCUUCUGGUGCUCCUACUCUUUCCCGCCUUUUAGAAGCUGGUCCAGCACAGUUCACCACAUCGCUUGCUUCCUUUUCUGCUGCCACCAGUGAACCUCCAGCCAAACUUCUGCCUCCCCCUGUAGAAUCCAUGUCUCAGACAACUCUAGUCACGGUGCCCACAUUACCAGCAUCAGCUGCUGUGCCACCAACUACAACUCCUGAAAGUGUAGUGUCAGUGAGUCAGCCCAACGCGUGUGUUUCCAUGGAGGCAGUGCCCGAUCCUCACUCUGUGACAGUGUCAAUGGACAGCAGUGAAAUUUCCAUGAUCAUUGAUUCCAUCAAGAAAGAAUGCCUGGGCUCUGGGGCAUCCGUUGCUGUAGGGACUUCCAAAGACCACAGCAUGGAUGGGAAGGAAGACCUUGAUCUGGCUGAGAAGAUGGACAUUGCAGUUUCCUACGCAGGGGAAGAGCCGUCCUACACUGGGGAAGAACUGGACUUCGAGACGGUUGGGGACAUCAUAGCCAUAAUUGAGGACAAGGUGGAUGACCAUCCUGAAGUCUUGGAUGUGGCAGCAGUUGAGGCUGCUUUGUCUUUUUGUGAAGAGAUUGAGGAUCCCCAGUCAUUGACUAGCCCCUGGGAGCAUCCAAUCCAGCGAGAACAUCCAAUCCAGCAGGAGCACGAGAAGCAGAAUCAGAUUCCCCAAAUGGCUGUGACCAUAAAGCAAGAGAGAGCUGACUGCGAGGAAUCUGAAGCGAAGGGGAUCAGAGAGCUAAUGAGCAUUGGGGAUCUGGGGACAGAAAUAAAAACAGAGCCCGCAGAGCAGGAACAGAUCCAUUUGGGCUCUGAGGAAGUGACCGGAACAAAUGAAACCCCUGAGCUGAGGGGUCACGUCUCUGAGGAACAGCAGGCUGCAGUUGCUGGCGUUCAGAGCUCUAAAAUGGAGGUGGAAUCGACGAAAGAGGAAGUGCAGCACAGCACAGUGAAGACCGAGCUCCCCCUUGAUGAUGACACUUCCUCUCCACAUGCUCCAAGUGCAAGUGAAGACUCCUCACAGGCUGACCUUCACCACAAAUAUGAGCUUUCAGAAUCCAUGAAGGAGGAAGCCCAAGCUCUCUUUGAGAACCAGAUGAAGGAUGCUCAGGGUGAAGAGGAUGAGGAGGAUGGUGCCAGCGAGGCUGCCAGUCUGGAGGAACCCAAAGAGGAAGAUCAGGGUGAGGGGUACCUUUCAGAAAUGGACAAUGAGCCCCCUGUGAGUGAGAGCGAUGAUGGCUUCAGUAUCCAUAAUGCACCUUUGCAGUCUCACACACUGGCUGACUCCAUCCCCAGCAGCCCUGCCUCCUCACAGUUCUCUGUUUGCAGUGAGGAUCAGGAGGCCAUUCAAGCCCAGAAAAUUUGGAAAAAAGCAAUUAUGCUGGUUUGGAGAGCGGCGGCCAAUCACAGAUAUGCCAAUGUCUUCUUGCAGCCUGUGACUGAUGAUAUAGCUCCAGGAUACCACAGUAUUGUACAGCGGCCGAUGGAUUUAUCAACCAUUAAAAAAAACAUUGAAAAUGGGCUGAUCCGGACCACAGCAGAGUUCCAACGAGAUAUCAUGCUAAUGUUCCAGAAUGCCGUCAUGUACAACAGUUCUGACCAUGAUGUGUACCACAUGGCUGUAGAAAUGCAGCGAGAUGUCUUGGAGCAGAUUCAGCAAUUUCUAGCCACACAGCUGAUCAUGCAGACGUCUGAGUCUGGGAUCAGUGCAAAAAGUCUGCGUGGACGAGAUUCCACUCGGAAACAAGAUGCUUCAGAGAAGGACAGUGUCCCCAUGGGCUCUCCUGCAUUUCUCCUUUCUCUCUUUGAUGGGGGGACCCGAGGGCGCCGUUGUGCUAUCGAAGCAGACAUGAAGAUGAAGAAAUGAAGCUGAAGGCAACAGACCGGACCCUACAAUCUAAACAAGAACCUUCCU